Messenger RNA from Psylliodes chrysocephalus, 423 nucleotides. Lineage: Eukaryota; Metazoa; Arthropoda; Insecta; Coleoptera; Chrysomelidae. The record is from the annotation of a GenBank genome assembly.
AUGGCCAAAGAAAAUAUUAGUAAUAUACCUCCUUUUGAAUUAAAUAAGUCAACUUAUUCGCAAGUGGUUCAAGCGACAUAUCAAUCGGUUGUAGUUAUUAAACCUAAGGAUGAUACACAAAAUAAUAUUCAAACUAAGGCUGAUAUUAUGAACAAUAUUAAUCCCACUGAAUUAAAUAUAAAAGUUUUAAGAGUUAAGAAUACUAAAGAAUGCGGAAUACUUGUUGGGUGUAGUAAGAAUGAAGACGCAUCUAAAUUUAAAGAUGCGGCUAACGCAAAAUUAUCAGAUGCUUACGAAGUAAAAGAAAUUAAAAAUAGAAAUCCGAAAAUUAGAAUAAUUGGAAUGAUUGAGAAGCAUGAACCUGAUGAACUUAUUUCGAUACUUAAGUACCAAAAUGAUGUUAUCCAGUCGUCCAGAGUUUGA